UUCAAGUGCACACUUUUUGAUUUGCAAAAAAACAAGGCCUUUUCGAACAUGUAUCUGUGCAAAGAUGGAAUCGGGAUCCACAUAGAAGAAUUCCAUGUUGAUAGCGAUGAAGUCCUCUUCAAACUCCAUCAUGUUAAUGUGUCUGACACUGGCCAUUACAGCUGUGUGCACUCAAACACCAAAUACAAACCCAAACUUGUUUCUUCAACAGACAAGAAUGUCACCAUCAUCACCUUAGUUGUUACAUCUAAGCCUAGACCCACAUCAAUCUUGGAGGAAGUUAGACCCACAUCAAUGUUAGAGGAAGUGUUGGAGGAAGCUUUGCAGGCAGACACCUCUAGUCUCUUUCUGUUACUUCUUCUUCUACCACUGGGGGCAUUGAUAAUGUUGGUUUGGUACUACUGGUUCAUUCUGAAGUUAUGGUUUUAUCGAAGGUACAGAAAGCAGACCAGAGUUGUUCAAGGCAAACGUGCCGUCGGUAUGACCGGUCCUCCCAUAUCAGCGAGAACUCCAAAUUCUCCAAUAAGCAAUGCAGAAGAAUGCUUCAACAAAGUAAUAUAUGUUAAUGUCAACGUAGAGCAGGCGCCUGAGGAGUCCACCUAUGCAAACCAGGGAUCUGAUGGUUUGUCAACAACAUUUUGCCAGACUUACAGACUGUGAAGAGUGACUUUAAUGUGGGCAAGUUUUCCUGUCCUGUUUCAUGUCAUA
This is a messenger RNA of Sardina pilchardus (European sardine), 708 nucleotides long. RefSeq lists its product as uncharacterized. The transcript is spliced from 7 exons. Lineage: Eukaryota; Metazoa; Chordata; Actinopteri; Clupeiformes; Clupeidae. The record is from RefSeq and is a predicted model, not a curated record. Bases 49 to 660 code for a protein of 203 amino acids.